AGGCCCAGGCCCUCCCGCGGCCCGCCCGAGGCGCCCCGUUGCCCGGCAUGUGGGGCGGAGGCGGACCCGGCUGGGGCGGCGGCGACGCGUGGGGCGGCGGAGGCGGAGGGUGCGCCUGGGCCGGCCAGGGCGACGGCAGCUGGGGCGCCGGAGGCGGCUUCGGCGGCCCCAACGCGUGGGGCUGCGGCGGUGGCUGCGGCGGCGGCUGCGGCGGCUGCGGCGGUGCGAACACCUGGGCCGGCGGCUGCGGCGGCGCGGGCAGCUGGAGCGGGUACGGGCCCGCGGGCACAUUCGGCUGCGAGAAGGGCGGCAAGGGCUUCGGCCCCCCUGGGCUUUCGGGCGUCGCGGGCUGCCCUGGCGGCGUGCCCGCCUUGCCCGGCGGCGGCUGCGGCAGGGGCGCGUGCGGCCCGCCUGGUGGCACUGGUCCCCAGGGGGCGCCAGUCACCAAGAAGGUGUAUAUAGGCGGCCUGCCGACGCCCUCCACGGAGGACGAGAUUGUGGCGCACUUCUCCCAGUUUGGUGAUGUGGCAGAAGUCAACUUGAAGCUUAAGGCCCUGGUCCCCUGCGGCUUCGUCACAUUCAGCGAGCUCGCCUCCGCGCAAGCCGUGAUCGACAACUUUGAGUACAACGUGUUCAAGGGGCAGUGGAUCGAGUGCAAGCCCGCGGAUCCUUCGAUGGACGUUGCCGACUCGCCCUCCCAGGCCGC
Molecule: messenger RNA, 706 nt
Organism: Prorocentrum cordatum
Lineage: Eukaryota; Dinophyceae; Prorocentrales; Prorocentraceae
Source: the annotation of a GenBank genome assembly